GUCUCGAAUGUUAUGUCAUUGCUGUCGAGGUAUAUCAAAGUCGGACACCUGCUUUAGAACUCAGUCUACUUUUAAAGCAUAGGAAGUGUGCACAUGAAUCAUGAACUUAUUAGUAAAAGUUUUCCAUUUUUCCACUUUCCUAAUUUACUCUAUCAGCGAGCCACUUGGAUACAAAGUAACGACUGGUUCCGGCAAUGAUUCAGAAAAUAUGCCAAAAGUUGAACAAAUUGACAUUGAUAAAGAGUUACAGAAGGAGUUAAAUACAUUGGAAAGUCGGCUUCAAUUUAUUGAAACAACUUUGAUAAACUUUAAGAAAGAUUACGAUGUUUUAAAUGAAAGCUACAAUAAUAUGAAAACUAAGUUUGAUCAGGCCACUGCACGGAUAAGCCAACUAGAAAAUUCAACCCAAGAAACGAGAAUGGAAGUAGCUGAGCAAAAGUUGACGUAUGCCAAUUUGCAGAGUGUUCAUUCUAGCCUCCAGAAAACAGUGAAUGACACAAAUAAUCGACUAAAUUUUAAAAGUGCUGUUUUGUCCACGGAAAUUAGCAAUAUAACUGAUGAAGUGGUAAAUAUGUCAAACCUAACCAAUCGUGACUUUGCCUCUCUCAGGAACAAAAACUUGAUUCUAGAAAACAAGUUCCAAGAAAUUACCAAAAACCAACUCUCCAUAGCAUCGACUCUUAACCAGAUCAAGUUUCUAAAACAUAACCCAGUUGUCUUUGUGGCAAAACUAUCUCGAGACCUUAUGUUAUCAAGUAGAGAAAUAAUUACCUUUGAUGACGUACACUUGAACGAAGGCCUUGGUUUUGACCCCGUCAGAGGAGUGUUUACCUCGACAACCAAUGGAAUCUACACAUUUUCUGCAAUUGUUGAGUCCACAAAUAGGCCUGUAAAAGCAGCUAUUUAUAGAAACAAUGAACCUUUUGCUCAGAUAUCUGGACCGCUCCUAAACAGAGGGGGAGCAAUGGCAUCCUCCGCCACUUACGUCCAUCUAGAUGAGGGGGACUUAGUGUGGAUUCAGUGGACAGGCGAUAAUGCAAUGAUAGGGCACCUGCAGUCGCAGUUUACAGGGCAUCUUCUCAAUCUUUAGCCAUACAUGUACAAACGCAUCUUUUUCUUAACAAAAAAAUAUUCAUAUCAUCCGGUGUUUCUGAGAGCAAAAAGGACUUUCGUGUGAACAACAAUUAAAUGUAAGAAUCUGGCAAAGACACGAUCUUGCUUUUAUUCUGUCUCAUUAAAUUGACCGAUGAGCCGAGAUAAUGUCUCAUUACUGGUCAGGAGAGUGUUCCAAGGGAUGCCCUAAUAAAACUUCAGAAAAUAAAUCAAAAAUUAAAGUGUCUGAUGGAAUAAUAAUGAAAUGAAAAUACAGUUGUAAAAUUUGCAUUUUUGAUGUGUUCUCUUGUUGUGGUGGAUGUGUAAUGUGUGAU
Molecule: messenger RNA, 1427 nt
Organism: Saccostrea cuccullata (small rock oyster)
Lineage: Eukaryota; Metazoa; Mollusca; Bivalvia; Ostreida; Ostreidae
Exons: 2
Coding region: 101-1090 (329 amino acids)
Molecular function (GO): protein binding
Source: RefSeq, a predicted model, not a curated record